This is a messenger RNA of Drosophila gunungcola (fruit fly), 1155 nucleotides long. RefSeq names its product cilia- and flagella-associated protein 58-like. Gene Ontology annotation, cellular component: cytoskeleton. The record is from RefSeq and is a predicted model, not a curated record. Lineage: Eukaryota; Metazoa; Arthropoda; Insecta; Diptera; Drosophilidae.
AUGCACGGAUUCGACGACGCUAGCAUCGACGCAUAUGGAGGAUAUCUUGAAGUCCUAAUUCCAGCGAACUUUUUUGGCACAGUUCCGCUGGUGUUGUACUCUGAGCCUGAUGUCACAAAGCUGAACUUUAACCGUUUGGACCACUGGCAGAGAAUGGAUUUUUUCAAUAUAUCUUCUGGUGACGGUGGCGAGAAGAAUCAAAUAUCUUUGAAGACCAGUCAGGUUAAUGAUCUUACUGAAAAAUUACAUGAAAAACAACGGGAAGUGCAUAGUUUUAAAAAGCAAUUGGAGUCGGUACAUUCUGAAAAAAUGAUGCUGCAACGCAAUUUAGAAAAUACAACGCAGGAGCGAGAUAAUUUUCGAAUUCUUCAAUCCAAAUCUGGUCAUCAAAUUCAGCAAUUAACUACAGAAAUAAGCGCUAACGAAGUUAAAAUAAAUUCAUUAAAUUUAAAAGUUGAACAUCUUAAUAAUUACAUAAAGGAACUGUUAUCUGAGCUGAAAAACAAAGAAAACUUAGUUGCUGGCUUACGCAAAGAUAUGAGAGAAAUGAAAACUAAAAAUGAAAUGUUAGCGAAGACUAUAUCAAAUGACGCUAAAUUUAUGAAAAUUGGUCAUGAAUUGGAGGAAAUGAGAAAAGAACGUAACCUAGUUGGAUUGCAAAUGGUACGACGCAAUGACGAAAUUGUCGCUAUAAAGGAAAAACUUCAAAUCGCUCAAAAUGCCCUUGAUAAUGGAACAACACAAUAUAACCAGCGUGUAGAAGAUAUAAGAUUACUUAAGAAAGAGAUUUCUAAUCUUCACACAGAAAGUGAGUGUUUGAAACACGCUAUUAAAAGUACUGCUGACAUGAGAAAGGAAAUCGUUCGCCUGCAGCGUGCACUUAAUCAAGAGCGCAUACGUAUCCGAGCUCUAACUGAAGAUGCGAGAACACCUACUGGAGUUCAUCGGUGGCGUAUAUUAAAAGGGGAAGAUCCAAAGAAAUUCGAAUUGCUUGAAAAAUUGCAAGUAGUGCAGAAGCGCGCCCUAAAGCAGUCAAUAGAAAAUUCAAACGUUAAAAGUAAACUGUCUGAGGCUCAAAAGACUAAUGAAACUCUUAAGCGCAUGCUAUCCCAUAUGCCUACUGUGGAGGUAAAGCAUAAACUAGUAGUGCAGCAG